CAAUGGAAUGUGCAACCCAUAGAUAGCGUAACCCUACUUUUUAAUUACUGAAAUGUACUUACAAUUAGUAUUUUUACUUUACAUUGCUAAAGAAGUGCUUUCAACAGAAAUAAAUGGGGCUGACUUUUAAUAUAGAAUCGAUAACUAUUUUAUUUAUUUUAAAUUAUGUGCUCGCUGCUCAGGACACAACACUAAAGAGAGAAGAAUCUGUUAAAUAUGAUGACUGCAACAAAUUACGAAUGGGUCAAUUUAUAUGUCCUGACCCCAGUUACAAUUACAUCGAUCCCAAAACUCAACAAAUCAUGGGCUGCAGAAAAGACAAUAAAGCGAAAGUGCGAUGUAUAGCUGUAGAAGGAUUGGUCUGUCUUGAGACAAAGAAUAACACUUUUUAUAAAGAUGUACCGUGUCAGUGGACAAAUGGAUAUUCCUUUGAGACUGCUCUUUUAUUGUCUGUAUUUUUGGGAAUGUUUGGAGCUGAUCGUUUUUAUUUAGGCUAUCCAGCUAUUGGUGUUGCUAAAUUUUGUACUUUAGGAUUUAUGUUCUUGGGUCAACUUGUGGAUAUCAUUUUAAUUGCAACCCAAACCCUUGGUCCUGCUGAUGGUUCAUCUUAUAUCAUUCCAUAUUAUGGUCCAAAAGUUAAUAUAUUACAAAGUAACAAUUGGACUUAUCGAUUAGAACAAGAUGAUUGGUAAACUAAGGAUAAGUUUAAAUAAUUUAUGUACCUAUGUAAGAAUUAAAAUGGUUUAAUAUUAAUUAAAAUAAGACUUAGUAGAA
This is a messenger RNA of Agrilus planipennis (emerald ash borer), 774 nucleotides long. It is a transcript of the gene bisc, whose product is annotated as TM2 domain-containing protein CG10795. The record is from RefSeq and is a predicted model, not a curated record. Bases 114 to 692 code for a protein of 192 amino acids. Lineage: Eukaryota; Metazoa; Arthropoda; Insecta; Coleoptera; Buprestidae. The transcript is spliced from 3 exons.